AUGGCUCCCACAAAGACUUGCAUGCGAUGGGCAGGCAAUCCAUUCUUGCAAGAUGCAUUUUUCUGCCGAAAGCCACUAAGGCGUUAUUACUCUCGCCCAAUUCGCCCAUACUCUUCGAGCAAUCAAUCAGCGAAACCACGACCAUAUAUCGAUCCACCUAAGCGCAAACCGCUGGUGGGAACGAGAUCCAAGGCAACACCAGCAAACCCAUCCUCCAUACCUAGCAAUUCACCCAACGCGAACCCCAAAUCGGGAGGAGUUGCUGCUCCCUACUGGCGUAUAUCGCUCGGCGUCGUCGUCUGCGGCUCCCUAAUCUACUCCAUGUUCUCCUCCCCCCUACAACUCGAACCCCCCUCCAUCGCAGACCGAGACACCCUCGUGAAGCGCGAAUCAGGCGUAACGCCCUCCUCGCCCAUGCGUCUCCGCAUGGAAGAGUUCAUCAAAGCUCAGCAGAAGGAGAUCGUCUCAACUCUCGAAACUCUGGACCCUUCGAAGAAGAAGUUCCGCACAGAUACCUGGACGCGGCCGAAUGGUGGUGGUGGAACCUCGUGCGUGCUUCAAGAUGGUACCGUCUUUGAAAAAGCGGGCGUCAAUACAAGCAUAGUCUACGGCACCCUUCCUCGCCCAGCCAUCGAGAAGAUGCGCGUGAACCACAAAGCCUUAGACCCAGACGUCGAAAGUCUCGAAUUCUUCGCAGCAGGUCUCAGCUGUGUCUUGCACCCUCAGAACCCCAAUGCGCCAACCGUGCACUUCAACUACCGCUACUUCGAAACCAUGGACGCGGAAGGCAACUGCAACGCCUGGUGGUUUGGUGGCGGCACGGAUCUUACACCUUCAUACCUGUUCGACGAAGACGCUAUACACUUCCACCGCACGAUCAAAGAGGCAUGCGAUAAGCACGAUCGAGGCUACUAUCCGCGCUUCAAGCAAUGGUGCGAUAAAUACUUUUACAUUCCCCACCGAGGCGAAUCUCGCGGGAUCGGAGGUAUAUUCUUUGACGACUUGGACGAAGAAGAAAAGGAGCAGGAACAACUCUUCUCAUUCGUCAAGGAUUGCUUGACCGCUUUCCUGCCCUCCUACCUUCCCCUCAUCGAAAAGCGAAAAGACAUGCCCUUUACAGAAAGAGAAAAGGAAUGGCAGCAGCUGAGAAGGGGACGAUACGUCGAGUUCAACCUCGUCCACGACAGAGGCACGAGUUUCGGCCUGAACACGCCUGGCGCGAGGGUUGAGAGUAUCCUGAUGAGUCUGCCGUUGACGGCGAGGUGGAUGUACAUGCAUGACGCGGACAAAGGCAGCAGAGAGGAGAGGUUGGCGAAAGUGCUCAGGGAGCCGAGGGACUGGGUGUAG
Messenger RNA from Letharia columbiana, 1347 nucleotides. RefSeq lists its product as uncharacterized. Gene Ontology annotation, cellular component: cytoplasm; mitochondrial intermembrane space. Gene Ontology annotation, molecular function: coproporphyrinogen oxidase activity. The record is from RefSeq and is a predicted model, not a curated record. The coding region runs from base 1 to 1347 and encodes 448 amino acids. NCBI's taxonomy places the organism in Eukaryota, Fungi, Ascomycota, Lecanoromycetes, Lecanorales, Parmeliaceae. The transcript has 2 exons.